UCCCAGAGGCUACAGAUGGGGUUAAAGAGGAGGGCAGCCCCCUUUCCUGGUUCCUGGCACAGUAGGACUGACUGUGACUUCCAGUGAAAGAAAUUUGUGCAGAAGAGAGAGAACUUCCACUUUUUCACAAUCAGCAAAGGAGACAGAGGAGAGAAGCCACCAAGACGACUCAACGAGAUGUUUCCCGAACGCUUCCUUUUGCUGUCAGCAGCCGGGCUGCUGUUCCUAGUUACAGUGUUUUCCCUUGAAUGCACCAAAUACAAUGUCAAAACCUGUGAGGAAUGCAUCCGUUCCGGCCCUGGCUGUGCCUGGUGCAAGAAGCGGAAUUUCACAAAAGUGGGAGAACCAGAUUCUAUCCGCUGUGACACCAUGCAACAGCUCCAGCAGAGGGGAUGUGAAGGGAAUAUUAUUUUCCCCGAAAGCUAUGCCGAUCCUUACCCUUUGCCUCCUCCCUUUAUGAAGAAACAAAUCUACCCCGAAACGGUGGAUCUGCGGCUAAGACAAGAUCAACCUGCUGUUUUUAAUGUGACGUUCCACCGGGCCGCUGAUUACCCGAUUGAUCUGUACUACUUGAUGGACCUCUCAUUCUCCAUGAAUGAUGAUCUGGUGAAUGUAAAGAAACUGGGAGGAGAUCUCCUGGAUGCUCUCAACCAAAUCACCAGCCUUGCCAAGAUAGGGUUUGGUGCCUUUGUGGAUAAGACUGUGUUGCCCUUUGUUAACACACAUCCAGAGAAGCUGAAGAACCCCUGUCCAAACCAGGAGAGCAACUGUCAACCACCAUUUGCUUUCAGGCAUGUGCUCAGCCUCACAAAUAACGUAAAGCAGUUUGCACAACAAGUGGGGGCGCAGCACAUUUCAGGAAAUCUUGAUGCCCCGGAGGGGGGGCUGGAUGCCAUGAUGCAAGCGGCUGUUUGUGGGUCUAAAAUUGGCUGGACUAACGCCACUCGCUUACUGGUGUACACUACAGACGAUGGUUUCCAUUUUGCUGGGGAUGGAAAGCUUGGAGCUAUCUUAACUCCUUUUGACGGGAAAUGCCACCUGGAGGGAAAUAUGUAUACAAAAAGCAACGAAUACGACUAUCCAUCCGUUGGCCAGCUGGUGCAAAAACUUGAAGAAAAUAAUAUCCAGCCCAUUUUCGCCGUCACCCAUAAAGUUGCUGAUACAUACCGAAAACUAAGUGAUAUGAUCCCCAAGUCUGCUGUCGGAGAGCUGCAAGAGGAUUCCAGUAAUGUCAUCCAACUUAUCCAGGAUGCUUACAAUAACUUGUCUUCCAAAAUCAUUUUGGACCACGGUCCCAUACCAAGCUUCAUCAAAAUCUCAUACGACUCCUUCUGCCCUAACAAAAUACACACCAAGGACAAACCAAGAGGGGAAUGUGAUAACGUCAAGAAGAAUGAUAGGAUUACCUUCCAAGUGAAAAUUACUGCAACCAAGUGUGUUGAGAACCAAGUUCUUACUAUCCGUCCUCUAGGUUUCACGGACUCCCUCACCGUGAAUAUACGUAGUCGAUGUAAUUGUGAGUGUGAUGAGGAAAGACUGGAUCCCUCCGUCUGUAGUGGACACGGAAAAGUAGAUUGUGGAAUCUGCAGAUGCCAUCCUGGUUUCACCGGAAAGAAUUGUGAUUGUGAAACUGGAGGAAAAUCCAGCAAGGAACUAGAAAAGACUUGUCGAAAGGACAACGCCUCAGUCAUAUGUUCUGGCCUUGGGGAUUGUGUGUGUGGACAGUGCGCUUGCCACACCAAUGACGAUCCCAAAAAGCAGAUCUAUGGUCAGUUCUGUGAGUGCGACAAUGUCAACUGUGAACUUCAUGAUGGCCAGAUAUGUGGAGGAGAAGGACGAGGACGAUGCGACUGUGGGAAAUGUAAGUGCAACACUGGCUUUGAAGGCAGUGCCUGCCAUUGUAGGAGCACAACAGACGGUUGCGUGGACGAGAAGGGGAGCGUGUGCAGUGGCCGUGGGAAAUGUGAGUGCAAUACCUGCCACUGUCAAAAUGGCUACCAGCGCCCCUAUUGCAAAGACUGCCCAGGAUGUCCUUCGCCUUGUGCCAGAUACAGUUCCUGCGUCGAAUGCCUAGCCUUUGAAAGUGGCCCGCUUCAAAAGAAUUGCUCUACAGCUUGCUCAAACAUUCGUCUGACACCUAAAUUAAAAGACAGCAGAGCAUGCAGAGAGAAGGAUUCUCAGAACUGCUGGAUCUCGUAUGAGAUAGUUCAGGAGGUGGGAGAAGAAAAGUAUUCUAUGAAAUUCAAUCCAGAGAAAGAGUGUCCAGAGCCCCCGAAUGUUGCCGCCAUUGUGGGUGGCAUCAUCGCUGGCGUGGCUCUCAUUGGGCUCCUCCUCCUCAUUAUUUGGCGAUUUGUGACGGAGCUGAUUGACCGCCGGGAAUACCGCCGGUUUGAGAAGGAAAAGGCCAAGGCCAAGUGGAAUGACGCUGACAACCCUCUCUUCAAGAGCGCCACCACCACGGUGGUGAACCCCAGGUUCAAUGGCCAGUAAAGAGCCAAUGGCAGCACUGUGAAGCACCAAAGCAAAAUAAUGGGAAACAAGCCCGUUUGCUGCAUUAUCCGUAGUAUUUUUACUAUUAUCUCCUGUAAUUAAGGCACAAGAAAAUGUCCUGUGUUACGCAUGUCACUUUGUACAUUUUCAGGAACCUUUUGUGAGUGGCUUUUGCAACAUGCAAACAUGCUUCCAUCCCAAUGAUGAAAGCAUCAUAUCUAGGUGCUAGACUGCUUAAUUGCACACUGCAUAGAAUUGUCACAACUUGAACUACUCCUGACACACACACACACACACACACACAGAAAGUGUCUAUCAAUCACCUUCUGUGAGCAGCUGUAGGAUUAAUAACAGUAAAAUAAAUACGGUGAUCAUUACAGUAGUGCCCGCUAGUCUCUUAGGGUUGCCAACUUCCAGAUGGGGUUGGGGGAUCUCCUGAAAUUACAGUUGAUCUCCAGACUACAAAGAUCAGUUCCUCUGGAAGAAAUUAAGACUCUAUGGCUUAUACCCUGGUGGUCCCUCCCCAAUAAACACCAUCCUUCCCAGGCUCCACCCCCAAUCUCCAGGAAUUUCCCAAGGUGAGGUUGGCAACCCUAUGUAGGGCUUCCAGGUCCCCCAAUGGGAUUGGGGGGGGGAUCUCCUGCUCCUACCCUCCCCCCCCCUGCCACCACUCACCUGGCCAGCAGGAGGAAAAGGCAGAGGAACAGGCCUCCCAGACGUGUUCCUGGGCUUCACGGUGGGCCAGUUUGGGCUCCUUUGAGGCCCAAAUUGGCCUGCUCUGAAGCGCUUACAUGCUCCUGGGCCAUGGACAAUGACAUCGCUUACCGGAAGUGACUGCCCCAGGAGCACACCCAUGAAGCAAGCGUGUGGAAGAAAGAGAAAGGUGAGUGCUGGGUCCCCCACCCCCAGGAUUGUAAGGAAACCUGGCAUCCCUCGUUGAGGGGGGGGGUAUUGCCCUUCAACUUUUCAGUUGGCCCUGAGAAAUUGAAAAUGGUGGAGAGUGAUGGAAAGCAUCUUCUUCACUUGUUGAACAGAAAGCUGAACCCCCCCCCCCAAAUUCCAUGCCCACAGAAAACUUAGCCUUUUUCAGGCUGUAGAUCUGUACACCAGGGGUCCUCAACCUUUUUGAGUCUGCAGGCACCUGUGAAAUUUUGAGUUCCACUCCCAAAUGGCUGCUGCAUGAGGCAGCCAAACUACAGAUGUCCACCACAGGAGGUGGAGCCAUAAACAAUAUCACCCUCCUCUCUUUACAAAGGAAUUGCUGAAAUGGAAUAAAAAGAAAGGAAGGAAAUAUAGGGGGAUGGGAGAAAAAGAUGGGGGGAAUUUUUAAAAGGUAGGCCUUUUUUAAAGGGAAAUGAAACCACACACUGACUAAGGAAACCCUGGGUGCUUACUGGCCACACAAUAACCCAAACCACUUUCUGAAAAGCUAGACGGGCACCAGAGAAAUACUUGUGGGUGCCCAUGGGCACCAUGUUGGGGAACCCCGAUGUACAUACUUUCUUGAGAAUGAAUCCUACUGAUUAUAGUAGGGCUAAUUUCUAAUUAAACAGGCAUAGAAUUGCACCAUUAGUGGUAAAAUAAAGGUACUCUGCACAAGCUUUUAAUCAUUUUGUUAGCAGAAUUUCUGAAAAACGUUUUAACUCCUGAAGGCAAAAGAACUUCUGAAAGUCUUUUUUUUCUGAAACCCUUUAGCAGGUUUGGACUGGUGGUAUAUAAUGAAUUGCCUAGUGGUAAGAGAAUGCCUUUGAGUUCUCUCUGAGGCUAAAGGCCUUCUUGCUUUAUGUUGCUUUUCAACACUGAAAAAAAGUCCUCCAGCUAGCAAUUGGGAGAGUUGAUCCAGCUGAGACAUGACCGUUUUCACACUGCUUACCGGCCACGGAACAUCGCACCGAGCUCCCGGAAUGACAGCGUCUUCCUGGCACGAUUUCGCAUGAGAAGUCACGCCAGGAAGACGCUGCUGUUCUGGGAGUUUGGUGCGAUGUUCCGUGGCCGGUGAGCAGUGUGAAAACGGCCCUGCUGUGCUGUAUUGUCAUGCAAACCUUGUUCUACUGAUCAGUAGUGCCAGAUGUUUUGGCAGGGUGGGAAGGGGGACAUUCAAGAGGAUCUUUUCCCUGCAUUGUGUGUGCCCACUGUUGUCGUAAGCACACUAGCGAAAUGGAGCUUGAAUUAGCCUUGCACCUGGAUAGAGGCUUUACUGCAGUGCUUAAUUUGUUUUUUAGUUUCUGCAAGGGGAGGAGACAAAACCAGAAUUAUUUGGCUCCACCUACUUUUGACGGCUCUGUCCUUCACCAUACUAGCCACUGCUACUGCAUUACAGCAUGUAUAGAAAGAGAAAAUAUUUAUUGCCAUCGAAUGCCUCAAAAUGUUAUUUUAACUUAGAGAAGAUUUAGAGGUUAUUUUGUUGAACUGUUUCAUUUUUCAGAACUUCUACAUUAAAGUUACAAUGAAAA
Messenger RNA from Eublepharis macularius, 4943 nucleotides. It is a transcript of the gene ITGB2, whose product is annotated as integrin subunit beta 2. Gene Ontology annotation, molecular function: integrin binding; amyloid-beta binding. Lineage: Eukaryota; Metazoa; Chordata; Lepidosauria; Squamata; Eublepharidae. Gene Ontology annotation, cellular component: focal adhesion; cell surface; integrin complex. Gene Ontology annotation, biological process: cell migration; integrin-mediated signaling pathway; cell adhesion mediated by integrin. The transcript is spliced from 17 exons. Bases 178 to 2490 code for a protein of 770 amino acids. The record is from RefSeq and is a predicted model, not a curated record.